This is a messenger RNA of Aspergillus wentii DTO 134E9, 1122 nucleotides long. RefSeq lists its product as uncharacterized. Gene Ontology annotation, molecular function: monooxygenase activity; iron ion binding; heme binding. Bases 1 to 1122 code for a protein of 373 amino acids. Lineage: Eukaryota; Fungi; Ascomycota; Eurotiomycetes; Eurotiales; Aspergillaceae. The record is from RefSeq and is a predicted model, not a curated record. The transcript is spliced from 3 exons.
AUGCUUGGAGAGGUCUGUGACGUUUCUACCGUCGGAGCAUUGCUAGUCGCAGCUUUUACGGCCAUCUACAUCGCGAGGCAGUGGAAAACGAGGCAAAAAAUCCUUCGCUUGGGCUGUUACGCCCCACGCGUUCCAUCUUACUUACCACUGGGUAUCACUACCGUCCCCGGAUCUGGCCUGGAUAUUCUGAUCAGAACCAUACGGAACGCUCUCAACAACGAAAGCCUCAAAACAUGGCGCGACUGGCACUCGAUCGCUCCAAAUCACGGCACGGUCGAGGCGAACGUUUUGUUCGAACGCUGUCUGUUCACAGCAGACCCCCACAACAUCAAAGCCGUCCUGGCGACCCAGUUUGAGGAUUUUGGCAAAGGUCAGCUAUUCCAUGAUACAUGGAAGCAGCUGCUUGGCGACGGCAUCUUCUCGACCGACGGGGCGCAAUGGCAAGCCAGUAGACAUUUGGUACGUCCGCUCUUUGUGAAGGAUCGCGUCAGUGACCUCGACGUCCUGGAACGACACUUCCAGUGCUUGCGGAGGAUUAUCACUCCGGGUGAUGGUCAGGACGGGCAAAAGGUGGAUAUAAGUGACCUGAUCUUCCGAUGCACACUGGACGUCGCAACUGACUUCCUUCUCGGGGAGUCAAUUCGAAGUCUGGAGAAUCCCGCCCAAGAUUUUGAAAAGGCGUUUUCCCAUGCCCAGAAUAUCCAGAUGAUGAUUGCGCGAGCUGGACAUGCACAUGUUCUGAUCCCACGAAGGUCGUUCAACAAAAGCAUUGAAUCGAUCGACGCUUUUAUCCAGCCCUAUAUCGAUCGGGCCCUUGGUCUGCAGGGUAGCAUGAAAAUAUCAGAACGGUCUGAACCAGACUACACAUUCCUCCACGCCCUAGCGCACUACACCCGCGAUCCGAAGCUCAUUCGAGAUCAGCUGGUCAAUAUCUUGAUUGCGGGCCGCGAUACCACAGCAUCUGCGUUAUCAUGGGUGCUUUUUGAAUUAUCAAAACAUCCUCUUGUGGUCAUGAAGCUCCGCAAGGAGAUUCUGGGCUGUGUCAACUCAGACCGUCCAACCUAUUCCCAGCUGAAAGACAUGAAGUAUCUCCAGGUAGAUGUUAUCCAAGGAACCGAGUAA